Mustela lutreola (European mink) is the source of this 3755-nucleotide messenger RNA. RefSeq names its product stanniocalcin 1 (gene STC1). The record is from RefSeq and is a predicted model, not a curated record. The coding region runs from base 270 to 1178 and encodes 302 amino acids. Gene Ontology annotation, biological process: intracellular calcium ion homeostasis. Gene Ontology annotation, molecular function: hormone activity. The transcript has 5 exons. NCBI's taxonomy places the organism in Eukaryota, Metazoa, Chordata, Mammalia, Carnivora, Mustelidae. Gene Ontology annotation, cellular component: extracellular region.
CAGUUUGCAAAAGCCAGAGGUGCAAGGAGCCGCCACUGCAGCAGCAGCAGCAGCAGAAGCAGCAGCAGAAGCAGCAGCAGCAGCAGCAAAGCGUCAGCAGGAACAGCAUCAGCAGCAACAAAAAAUCCUCAUCAAAUCCUCACCUAGGCCCUCAGUGUAUCCAGAUCCACAUCUUCACUCAAGCCGGGAGAGGGAAAGAGGAAAGGGGGGGGAGGAGAGAGAAAAAAAAAAAAAAAAAACCCAGCAACUUAGCGGAAACUUCUCAGAGAAUGCUCCAAAACUCAGCAGUGCUUCUGGUGCUGGUGAUCAGUGCUUCUGCAACCCAUGAGGUGGAGCAGAAUGAUUCUGUGAGCCCCAGGAAAUCCCGGGUGGCAGCUCAGAACUCAGCUGAAGUGGUUCGCUGCCUCAACAGUGCUCUGCAGGUCGGCUGUGGGGCCUUUGCCUGCCUGGAAAACUCCACCUGUGACACAGAUGGGAUGUAUGACAUCUGUAAAUCCUUCUUGUACAGCGCGGCUAAAUUUGACACUCAGGGAAAAGCAUUUGUCAAAGAGAGCUUAAAGUGCAUCGCCAAUGGGGUCACCUCCAAGGUCUUCCUUGCCAUUCGGAGGUGCUCCACUUUCCAGAGGAUGAUUGCUGAGGUGCAAGAGGAAUGCUACAGCAAGCUGAACGUGUGCAGCGUCGCCAAGCGGAACCCCGAAGCCAUCACUGAGGUCGUCCAGCUCCCCAACCACUUCUCCAAUAGAUACUAUAACAGGCUUGUCCGAAGCCUCCUGGAAUGUGAUGAAGACACAGUCAGCACCAUCAGAGACAGCCUGAUGGAGAAAAUUGGGCCCAACAUGGCCAGCCUCUUUCACAUCCUGCAGACAGAUCACUGUGCCCAAACACACCCGCGAGCUGACUUCAACAGGAGGCGCACCAGCGAGCCGCAGAAGCUGAAAGUCCUCCUCCGGAACCUCCGAGAAAAUUGCAUGAAACGAGGCUUCUGUAAUCAAUAUCCCAACAUUCUGCGAUGGCAGCAUUCCCACAGACAGAACAUGUGUGCUCUUUCUGCCUCUCGGCAGGAGAAAGUACCCUCUUUGAUCACGUUCCUUCCCCAGGCCCCCCUCAAACUCCUCUCAAACACAAAGCAUUCAUGUAAGGCCCAGUCAUUGUCAUUGGAAGCUGUGGAGCCCUUUUAGGAUGGUUGCCCCAGUAGAGUUAGCUGAUGAGAAGCGACUUAAUUUAAAUGCAUGUCUGAAAUGCCCAUAAAGGUGUUCAACGGAAUUCGUGUGAUGAAUCUGUGCUGGCCACGGACGAAUAUGAAUGUCGCGUUUGAAUUCUUGAUCUCUCAUGAGCUAGUGUCUUACGGUCUUGACCCUGCCGUGUGUCAUUUCCUUUCCAACACAUUUACCAAAUGGCUCACGCCUGGCUCUUCAACCGGGGUAUGAGCCUGCAUCUUCUUGCAUCUAAUGAAAAACAAAAAGCUAACAUCUUUAUGUACUGUAACUGCUCAGAGCUUUAAAAGUAUCUUUAACAAUUGUCUUAAAAACCAGAGAAUCUUAAGGUCUAACUGUGGAAUAUAAAUAGCUGAAAACUAAUGUACUGUACAUAAAUUCCAGAGGACUCUGCUUAAACAAAGCAGUAUAUAAUAACUUUAUUGCAUAUAGAUUUAGUUUUGUAACUUAGCUUUAUUUUUCUUUUCCUGGGAAUGGAAUAACUAUCUCACUUCCAGAUAUCCACAUAAAUGCUCCUUGUGGCCUUUUUUAUAACUAAGGGGGUAGAAGUAGUUUUAUUCAACAUCAAAACUUAAGAUGGGCCUGUAUGAGAUAGGAAAAACCAACAGGUUUGUCUGAAGGACCCCAGGUAAAAUGUUAAUCUCCCAGCCCACCUCAACCCAGAGGCUACUCUUGACUUUGAUCUCUCCUGAAACGGCUCUGUCACGUCCAGCCGGGAGUUACAGGAACCCAAAAGAGCAUCCCUUUGGGCUCGGACCACUUACAGUUCGAUAAGGCCUUACUCUACCUUGGGAAGUGGCAGUUCCUGACUCACCCGCCAUCUUUCAUCGGUGAAACGAUGAUGGUGUGGGAGACUUUUCCUUAAAUCAGUAGGAACGAGUCAGUCAGCCUUUGGGUCUUCAGUUCCGGGGACUUGGGGCUGAGGUGGUGUAAAGAAUCCUGGGCUGUCCAGCCUUAAUAGACUCCUCUUACAUUUUCGUCCUGUAGCACACUGUCUGCCAAAGUAGUCCUGGCAGCUGGGCCAUCUCUGUAGGAUCGCAAAAAAAAAAAUAAAAUAAAAUAAAAAACAAAAAAAACAAAAAAAAAAAACAACAAAACAACAAAAAAACAAAAACAAAAACAAAAAACAAAAAACAAAAAAAAUGGGGGAAAAAAACAGAAAAAAGAAAAAAAAGAAAAAAAAAAAGAAAGAAAGAGGGAAACAGAGCUGGUGGUUUGAUUAUUUCUGCCGUGAUGUUUACAAGAUGGCAACCACCAAAGCCAAAUGAUUAACCUAUCUAUGAACAACAGUAGUUUCUCAGGGUCACUGUCCUUGAACCCAACAGUCCCUUAAGAGUGUCACUGCCCACCAAAGGUCAAUGUCGAGGGAGGAGGAGGGGGGAGGGGUAGGACUGUAAGGGCCACUCCAAACUCGCUUAGGUAGAAACUAUUGGUGCUUGACUCUCACUAGGUUAAACUCAAGAUUUGACCAAACCGAGUGAUAGGGAUCCUGGUGGGAGGAGGGAGGGCACAUCUCCAGAAAAAAUGAAAAGCAAUACAACUUUACCAUAAAGCCUUUAAAAGCAGUAAUGUGCUGCUCAAGGACCAACAGCAAUCACAGCAGACCCAGCGGCAGCACACACGCUGCUGCCUUUGUCCCCACACAGCCUCUAAGCGUGCUGACAUCAGAUUGUUACGAGCAUUUUUAUACUCAGAACUGUCCCAUCCCCAGGUCCCCAAACAUAUGGACACUGCCUUAGCCUCUUGGAAAUCAGGUAGAUCAUACGCUAAGUUGAUCCUCCCCCCCUCCCCUUCCUAGCCCCCCACCCCCAGGCAAGGCUGACUUCUCGAACCAGAAAAGCUAUUCAAGUUUGUGUGUCGUGUCCAUUUCGCAAACCCACGAAGCCAGGACCCCAAUGCGACAAGUAGUUCACGAGUAUUCCUAGCAAAAUUCUCUCUUACUUCAAUCCAGUAGAAUCUCUUUUUUUGCUAUGACCUCUUCAAACCGUGGUACCCUCCUUUUUCCCCCCACAAUGAUACUUCUAAAUGUAUCUAUAAUACAUAUCUCUACACAUAUGGAAAGAAGCAGUUCUCACGAUGUUGCUAGUUUUUUGCUUCUCUUUUCCCCAUCCCAUCUCACUCCCUCCAACUCCCCCCUAAACUUCCAAAGCUUCGUCUUGUGUUUGCUGCACAGAGUGAUUCGGGGGCUGACCUAGACCAGUUUGCAUGAUUCUUCUAUUGUGAUUUGGUUGCACUUUAGACAUUUUUGUGCCAUUAUAUUUGCAUUAUGUAUUUAUAAUUUAAAUGAUAUUUAGGUUUUUGGCUGAGUACUGGAAUAAACAGUGAGCAUAUCUGGUAUAUGUCAUUAUUUAUUGUUAAAUUACAUUUUUAAGCUCCAUGUGCAUAUAAAGGUUAUGAAACAUAUCAUGGUAAUGACAGAUGCAAGUUAUUUUAUUUGCUUAUUUUUAUAAUUAAAGAUGCCAUAGCAUAAUAUGAAGCCUUUGGUGAAUUCCUUCUAAGAUAAAAAAAAUAAUAAUAAUAAAAAUAAAGUGUUACAUUUUA